Molecule: messenger RNA, 10922 nt
Organism: Stegodyphus dumicola
Lineage: Eukaryota; Metazoa; Arthropoda; Arachnida; Araneae; Eresidae
Gene: S1P
Product: membrane-bound transcription factor site-1 protease
Biological process (GO): proteolysis
Cellular component (GO): Golgi apparatus
Molecular function (GO): serine-type endopeptidase activity
Source: RefSeq, a predicted model, not a curated record
CCAACUAUUAUGUGUUUAUCAGUGUCUCCUUCGCGGAAAAUGUAAACUGAAUAACAAAAAAUUUGUAAAUCAAUCUGUGUGUGUAAGUUUUAGACACACCUUUCGUAAUGAACAAAAAAUCUAAGUUAAAUAGUGUAUAAGGGAUAUGAAUUAAAUUUUUCGCUCAAUUAAAUUACUUCUUUUGUUAUAUACAUAGUUUUCAACAAAAUUUUGUAAUUGAGAAAAAUGACAGAUUAUGAUGAAUUAAAAAGAUUUUAUUCUGCAAAAUUACGUAAUAUGUGGAUCAUUAUUGGAGCUCAAUUUCAUAUUAAUCUUAUCUCAAGAUUUAGAUAAACUACAUCUUUCAUGUAUAAAUAAAACAUGCGUGACCUUAGCUGGAAUGCAACUUUAUGGUAUCGAGUGCGCUUACGGCGUCUCUAUUUCCAGUCUAGGUUCUUAUUUGAAGUAAAUGUAUGGCACAUUAUUCUUUUCGUCAUAAUUUCUCUUGUGCUUCCAACAGCUGCUCAGAAUUAUUCUCAAGAAGAAAAUUUCUUUGUAGACUUUUCUUCCGAAAUUGUUGACAAUGAAUAUAUUGUAAGCUUCAAGCAAUUUUAUAAACCUGAUGCUCGUGUAAAAUUUAUUCAAGCUGCUUUGAAGCAAUAUAAUCCUGAUACAUGGCAUAUUUUACCACGUAAUAAUCCAGCAAGCAGCUUUCCAAGUGAUUUUGAAGUUUUACAGUUACAACCUACUAUUAUGGAGAAAAGUAUUUCUGCUUUAAAGAAUCACCAUUCUAUCAAACAUGUAACACCACAGAGGAAAGUAACAAGAACCUUGACAACAACUGAUGGAAAAUCGGCUUUGUGGGAUGAGGAUGCAAUUAGAAAUAAAGGUAAUGAGUCUUGUCAGCACUUUCAGAAAUGGUAUUCUUCUCGUCUUCUAUCAGAGAGGUCAAGUCUUUCACUGGGUUCUUCAUUUUGGGAAUCAGCUGGAAAAUUUGUUCGUAGGCGCCUUAUGCGUGCUCUUCCUCGGCAGAUUACAAGUACAUUACAAGCUGAUGUAUUAUGGAACAUAGGAAUAAGAGGAGCUGGAGUCAAAGUUGCUGUUUUUGAUACAGGUCUGGUAAAAAAUCAUCCGCAUUUUAAAAAAAUCAAAGAGAGGACAAACUGGACAAAUGAAAAAACACUUGAUGAUGGACUUGGCCAUGGAACAUUUGUUGCAGGUGUGAUUGCCAGUAAUCGAGAAUGCUUGGGUUUUGCCCCUGACUCAGAACUUCAUAUUUACAGAGUAUUUACUAAUAACCAGGUAUCAUAUACAUCCUGGUUUCUAGACGCUUUUAAUUAUGCUAUUUUGAAGAAGAUUAAUGUUCUGAAUUUAAGUAUAGGAGGCCCAGAUUUCAUGGAUCAUCCUUUUGUAGAUAAGGUUUGGGAACUUACUGCUAAUAAUGUCAUCAUGGUAUCUGCUAUUGGAAAUGAUGGCCCUCUGUAUGGGACAUUAAAUAAUCCUGCUGAUCAAAUGGAUGUUAUUGGUGUUGGAGGUAUAAAUUUUGAAGAUCAAAUAGCUCGCUUUUCAUCAAGAGGAAUGACUACUUGGGAGCUUCCUGCUGGUUAUGGCAGGGUAAAACCUGACAUUGUAACUUAUGGAUCAGCUGUUCGUGGCUCAAGCAUUAAAGGAGGCUGUCGAUCACUCUCUGGUACCAGUGUUGCUUCACCAGUUGUUGCUGGAGCUGUUACACUUCUAAUGAGUGGAGUUAUUCAUCUUGGUGGGGCCAUAAAUCCAGCUAGCAUGAAGCAGGCUUUAAUGGCAUCUGCACGUCGCUUACCAGGUGUACCUAUAUUUGAGCAAGGUUGGGGUAAACUGGACUUAGUUCGAGCCUAUCAGGCAUUGAGGAGUUACAGACCUCAAGCUACUCUAAGUCCCAGUUACUUAGAUCUUACUGAAUGUCCAUAUAUGUGGCCUUAUUGUUCUCAGCCAUUGUACUAUGGAGGAUUACCUACAAUUGUUAAUGUAACAAUUCUUAAUGGAAUGGGUGUAUCUGGCAAAAUAGUCAAUAAGCCACAGUGGCAUCCAUAUACUCCUCAGUAUGGCCAUCAUUUAGAAGUAGCUCUCUCAUAUUCUGACAUCUUAUGGCCUUGGUCAGGAUACAUUGCUGUACAUAUAUCAGUUUCUUCUAUGGCUGCUAAUUGGGAAGGUAUUGCUCAAGGUCACAUAUCUUUCACCGUUGAAUCACCUCCUGAGGAAGGUGAAACUGAAGUAAGAAAAUCUUACAUUAAAUUGCCUUUGAAAGUAAAAAUUAUCCCAACUCCACCCAGAAGUAAGCGAAUUUUAUGGGACCAGUAUCAUAAUCUGCGAUAUCCACCUGGAUAUUUUCCUCGGGAUAACUUACGUAUGAAAAAUGAUCCUUUGGACUGGAAUGGAGAUCACAUUCAUACCAAUUUUAAAGACAUGUAUCAGCAUUUGAGGAAUAAUGGUUAUUAUGUGGAAGUUUUAGGUUCCCCAUUUACAUGCUUUGAUGCUCAACAAUAUGGUGCUUUGCUACUAGUUGAUAGUGAAGAAGAAUUUUUUCAUGAAGAAGUUUCUAAGCUAAUUAAAGAUAUAGACAGUGGACUUUCUCUUGUUGUCUUUGCUGAUUGGUAUAAUGUUUCUGUCAUGAAAAAAGUUAAAUUUUAUGAUGAAAACACUCGGCAAUGGUGGAUGCCUGAUACUGGUGGAGCUAAUAUUCCAGCCCUAAAUGAUCUUCUUUCUGCAUGGGGGAUGGCUUUUAGUGAUGAAGUUUAUGAAGGGGAUUUUACUUUAGGGAAUCAUGAAAUGUAUUAUGCUUCUGGAACAAGUUUAGCUCGAUUUCCUAAAAAUGGUCUUGUUGUAAGUCAAACAUUAAAUAAUCAAGGAAUGGAAGUUCUAAAAGGUCAAGCAGAUAGAGUUUCUAAAGUUCCAAUACUUGGUCUUUACCAGACUUCUCACCAUACUUCUGCUGGACGAAUAGUAGUGUAUGGUGAUUCAAACUGUUUAGACACUGCUCAUAUGCAAAAAGAUUGCUUUUGGCUGUUAGAUGCCCUUUUGCAGUAUGCUACUACAACUCAUGUGCCACCUAUAUUUGAAGAAUUAAAAUCUGAUCUUGUAUUGGAUGCUAAAGACUUACCUCAAAGAAUGGAAGGCAACCAUUUGUAUCGGUAUUCCAAAGUGUUAGAACACCAUCUUGGUACACCACAUAUACGUCCAUUACCUACUUGCCCUAGACUGAGUUGGGUUCACCCACAACCAUUGAACAAAUCUGGCCCAAGUGCAUUAUACAAAGCACAAAAGCUACUUUCUGUGAAUUUGGAUGCUCCAUUCCCAUUCCGACCAGGCUUAGAAACCCAGAUGUCUAAACUUCCGUGGGAUUCCCCUCAAACUGUUAAGCAUGAGUCCUGGUUACUGCCAGGUGGCACACGUGUCCAGAAAACGUGCCACACUGUCAGUAGAUGUAGAAAAUUAGUGUUUCCAUUUACUCCUGAUAUUGUUGGAUUGCCAGAUAUUGUAGAAAUAAGGUGCAAUAUUGAAGUUCAUGAACAACUGCAGUUAAGUGAAGAAGACUUCUUUUUAGUGCCACCUGAAGAACAUAGUAUAAGCAAUACUGAGAUCAGUGGCACAAGUGAUAAUUAUAUCUAUUCUACCUCAUUGUCAGCUGAGGAUCUACCUGAUAAUAUGGUUACAAGUACUUCUCUUAAUGUGUAUUCUGAAUCAGACACAGCAUACAGAUUUAGUAGAGUUUCAGGUCAUCAUAUUGAAGUGCACUAUGAUUUCAUUGAACAUAAAGACACUAAGAAAUUUUGCGAACAAAUUUCUAUAAAAAGCAUAUUUAUUCCACAUUCUGAAGACACAAGUGUGUGUAGCGCAGCUAUAACUACUGUAAAUAGGAACAUUUAAUCAAUGAUAACAUACUGUAAUUCUUCGAGCAUUCUUUCUACAGUUUACAACGUCAUGGAUAGAUUGUCAACACUGCCUUUCCAGAAAAUUUUUUUAUUGUUUGUAUAGUAAAACAUUACUUUCAUUACAUUGAUGUAUAUUGUACAUUUAGAAGAAACAGUAAAACGUAUACAUAAAUUUUGUGAUAUGUAUUUAAAUGAGUUCUUAAUGGGUGCUUGAAUAUAGUAUAAAUUAUUUCUGUUCAUGCUCUUUUAAUUUCAUGUACAUUGUUAAAUUUUAGAGAAUUAAUUUCAUUUUCAUAUGCAGGACUUAAUCUUUCAUUCUUUAAAAAGUAUUGUAUUGUCUUGAACAUAAGGCAGUCUUGUAUAUAAUAUCCUAUUUUUUUUAAGGUGCUUUAGAUGGGAGGGGUAGAAGAGUUUAUAUAUGACAGACAGCAUAUGUUUGAGCUUGAUAAUUUACAAAAAUUCAAUAAGAAAUUAAAUGUUCUAUGUAUCUUCUUAUGAGAUAACAAUAUACAAGUUUUCCUUUCACUGUAAAAUUUACAUUAAAUUACACUUUUUAAAUGUUGUGUUGUGCAUUUGAGAUGGGUGUGUUUCUCAGAAGUGAAUCUUAAGAGGGAGGGGGAUCACUUAAUGAUCAAGCCUGUAUGAAUUUCUUUUAAAAAUAAAUUAUUUUAUAAUGUUAUAUAUUUAGAUUAGAGAUAUAUUUUACCUCUUUAUCCCAAUUUUUGAGUUUCCUCAAAUACAAAGCAUUUAUUUUCCAAAUUAUCUGUUAUAAAAACAUAAAAAUUCUAAAUUGUUUAUAUAGAGAUUUUUAAAAUUAUGUAGCUCAUAAACAUUUAAUCUGUUAUUUAAAAUUGUUUAUUGAGCAGGCUAUUUCAUAUAAAUCUGAUGAUUUCUGUAGCUUAUUUUUUUGAAUAACAAUAAAGCUAACUGUAAAUUACUGCAUCUGUAAUGUAAAAUAUCUGUUGAAGAUUAUUAACCUUGACAAUAAAUUCUGAAAAUAUCCUUUCUUGCACUGAAGGCAAGCUAAGAAUGUUAUCCACUUAUCCUAGCUGUUUGCUAUUUUAACUGAUCUCUCAGUAAUGUUACACUUUCUUAUCAUCAGUAUUGCUAAUUUCAUAUGUAAUGUUCUCCUUUAAAUUGUCCAUUGUUCUAGAAGUUUUUAAUUUUUUUUGUUUUGUUCUUUUGUAAUAAGGCUUACAAAAUGCGAAAGUCAUUCUUUAUUGCUUAUUUUUAUUCUUGUUUCAUUUUAUUGAUAGCAGGUUGAUUCAUUGAUUUCAUUUUAUUGUAAUGGAUUAAAAAUUAUUUUGCCUUUUAUGCAGUGCUUACUAUUCAUUUGCACAGGGACAUGUGAUUUCUCAUAGAACCAUAGAACAUGUGGAAGUAAAAUUAUAAUUUUGAAGUUUUACAUAUGCUCACAUGAUAUGCUUCAUUGUUUCAGUAUUCAUAAAUUAACAAAUCAAAAGUUUCAAUUUUUCAGUUUUGAGCAAAUAAAUAGAACUAUUAUAUUAGAAGUGUAAAAGAAAUAAAUCAUGUAUUUAAUUUUUUAAUAAUGGGGUUAAAAAUGAAAUACUUUUUGAUGAAUCUGAAUAUCAGCAACAAUAAACUUUCCAUGUGAUAGCUUCACAAAUUUAAAAAGAAAAUAUUAAAUUUGAUUAAAAAGCUAUUAUACUUGAGUCUUUAAAAUGUAGUCAUAAGUUUAUUUAUUUAUUUUGAGGAGAAGUUCUAAGUAUGAUAUAGUUUAGGAGAAUUCUUAAAUAAUUACAGUAUUGAAAUUCUCAAGCUUUGAAUAUAAAAAUGAUGGUACUUAAUUAAGCAUUUAAAAUUGUAAGCAAUUUUUUUCUCCUGCUAGCUGACUUUAAUAGUAUUUUUGGAAUCAUAUUUUUUUAUUAAAAUUCUUUGAUAAUCUUUUCUUAUUAUUUCUUCUGCAGUAUUAAUGACCCUGAACUAUUAUAGUUAAAGUAAGUCCGUUUUGGGCAGUUUUGAAAUCUUAAUGCAAGAAGCUUAUGUAAUUUUCAUGUGUAAUUUUUUGAAUGAUUAAUUUAGCAGUUCACUUUUCUUAAGCUUAUAGGUUUUCUAUGAUAUUUCUUUCAAAAUUCAGUGAUAAAAUUUGGUAGCUGAAAACUCUGAGCUAUUAGAAUAGAGAAAAAUGAAAGGACUAACAUUUACUGCAAUUUUCAUUUUGCCUUUUUCACCCCCAGCCUUAAAAACUGAGCCAGGCACAAGCUGGAAAUCUUAGGGAUAUAAAAAUGAAAUUUUGGAAAACAUAUGAGUUUUUAAUGUAUAAGAAAAGUAAAUGUAUAUUUUUGAAGUAUGAAGUGAUAGACUCAGGAAACAUAUGAUUUUAAACUUAAUUCUGAAUAAAUUCUAUUUAAUAUUGAUCUCUGUUAAUCUAGUGGUCUAAUAAAAAAUGUAGAUAAUCAUUUUUUAUCUCCUAUCUUUUCUAAUUACUUUUCUGAUCAUUAAAUGAUAGUGGUAGAUGUAUAUCGGCAAUGAUUAUAAAAAGGAAUAUUUUUUUAGUUCCUAGUGAUUAAUUUGAUUAUCUAUAAAUGAGCUGCGGCUGCACAAUGCAUUUUUGGAUUUCACACUUACUGUUAUAUUACAGUAUUUAAAUAUACUGAAAAAUAUAUUACAUAUAAAUGUAAUACAUAUACAAACACGUAAGUAUGUCUGUGUGUAUGUAUAUAUAUAUAUAUAUAAUAUAUAUUAAGUAGAGAUAUUUUUAAAAAUAAUCAUCCAGCAGUAUUGCAGCUCUGAUAUUAAACAUUUUGAAAUUAAAUAAGUUGGUAUUUUUGUUCAGUUGAAUUUGUUUUCUGUAAUCUCUGUAAUAAAGGAUCUCCAAAAUUUUUACUUAUUGGCAUUUUGUGUUAAAUAAUAGGCUUUAAAUAUAUUGACAGAGUUAUGUGAAAAGCAUUUUAGUUUAGUCAUUUGAUAUUAUGUAUUGUUGAAAAAUGGUUGACUUUUAUUUAAAAUUAUUUUUCUAGAACUUAUUAACAACAUGGAGGCCUAGACUGUUUUCAGAGUUUGGUUUUGAAAUAAUUUUAUAAAUACAAAAUCUGUCAUUCAGAUAUAAAAUUAAUUUCAUAUAUCAUUUCUAGUCAUUAAUUUUAUAACAUGCCUGAUGCUUUGUAGGUUUUGUUAUAGAAAAUUGAUUUCUGAUUCAAAAAUUAUUUACUAAUUGUACUUUAUUCUAAAUAAUUUGAAAUGUUAAUUAAGCACAUACUGGUGGAAACAAAGGCCUUCUUUCUAUUUAUUUACAGUUAAUUGAAAGAUUUAUGCAGUUUCAAUGCUCUGAAAAUGCAAAUUUGUCUUGUUUAAAUUUUAAAAAAUUACUUCAUUCUUUAAAUUUGAAUUUUGUUUUAAAAAAUACAAUAAUGCUUUGACUUAUGCUAUUAGUGAACUCAAAGUUAUAUAGUUUCUUAUUUAUCUAUUCUUUUUCAAAAAUGAAAUGAAAAAAUUACCAAACUGAUUAUGUUCUCAUGUAAUAAAAAAAGUCUGUCAAUCUUGUCUGGUUUUUAGUUCAUAAUAAUAAUGCCAGUGGAUUUUGGAUUCACAUAGUAAAGAGCAGAUAACUGAUGAAUUUAUAGAGAUAUGUAACUAAAUUUGUAGAGAUUUAUGACCAAGUUGAAAUACUGUGUGAUGAUGAAGCAAUUUUGUAAUUUAUCCUUGUAUACCUUUUUUAAGAAGGAGGGGGUGGUAAAUCAUGCAUUUAUUUGUAAUUUGAGGUUUUUCUGAUAGGAAAGUUUUAUCCAUAAUACUUAUUUCACUUUUCCAUUUGGAACAUGUCUGGUAGCAUAUCAAUGUUUGUUUGUUAUCUACCUUUUGAUUUAAAAUGCAUAAGCUCUUAUAGCAUACAGUUAAAAAAAAAAGAAAUAUUUUUCAUGCUAUUUUACAUUUUGAAAAAUUAAAUCAUUUUCAAAAAUUGGUAAAUUUUGUUUCAGUUUUCUUCCCAAAAAAAGUUAUUCACAUAAUUUUUUUACUUGUUGAAAAAUUACAGCAGGAAUUUAUAUGUAUUUAUUUUUUCUCAGUGGUCAAAUAGUUGAUUGCAGGAAUAGUGAAAAUAGUGAAAUGCAUCAGAUUAAACUAAAUAACUUAUGAAAUAUUGAACACUGUUUUUUGUUUCUGAAAUUUCUAAAAAAUAUGUUUGGUUAAGCUCUGCAUUUUAUCAGGUAUUAUAAAUUGCUUUCUGAGUGGGAAUGAAAAAGGUCUGAAAUUAGUUUGUACUUCUUAAUUUUAUAAAAUUUUAUUUCCAUGGAAAUAACUCAAAGAUACGCUUUAUUUGCCACCCAAAAAUGUAAUGAAACAUACCAAAUCCCCAAAUAUGUAAAAAGAAAUUUGCAAUAUGCUAAAUUUCCAUACUUUCCAAAGCUAUAAAAUGUUUGUUCCAAUGUUAAAGAUUGCUAUUGCUUAUAUGUGAUUUUAGAAUACCCUCCUCCUCCUGUUGUACAUACAGGAAAUUCAUUGUCACACUGUUUCUUUAUAAUUACUUUGAAUCUUUAGGUUUAAAGUAAUUGUGACUAGUUUAAAGCUCUUCAGUUUUUUUUUUUUUUUUUUUUUUUUUUUUUUAUCUAGUAAUUGGGCUGGUUAGUAUUGUCAAUCUGCAUAUUUCGAUCAGCAUUUUCCUGUUUUGUACCAUACAGCAGCUAACUCUACCCCCUUUUUUUUGACACGUCUCCUGGUAAAUCACAGAAUCUCCCCACUUUUUAAAUUUCUAGUCUUUAGUAGUGAAAGUGUUUUUAAGCAAUAAAAUUAAAUAUUGCAAAUAAAAUUUGCACAGUUUAACUUUUAUUGUUGAAUUUAUAAAGCUUAAGUUGUGUAAAUUUCAUUCUUCCAUCCCUAUUGAUAUUUAGCAUAUUUUUUCUUAUUAAAUUUUAUUUGAUCUGAAUUGUAAUCAUAUCAUUGACAUUUGUAAAAUUUUAUAUGAAGAUUCAACCUAAUGUUUAAUCAUUAGAUAUUUGUAUUUAAUUUUGUUUUACUUCAAUAUGUAGUCAUUAUGUCCAUUCAUCAUAUUUAAAGGUACUUUGAUGAAUCAAAAGCUUUCCUUAGCUACUCAGAAUUUUCUGCGUAUAAAAAGCGUAAGCAAAUUACAAAAUGAAAUUAGUUAAAGAAUGUAAAACUUAGAAUAUGUAACUAAAUAUUAAUAUAUUUUAUCUCAAAAUCUGAUUAUAAAUAUUUGAAUAAAUUCAGCCAUGUUAUAAAGAGAGUUUAAAACAUUCUGAGUUCUUUUAAAAUGAUGCCACAGCACAGCGCAAAAACCUCCCAUCUCCCGUUUUUGAUGAGUUAUAAGGUAUUUUCUCUUUCCUUUUCCACUUGCAUUUGUAGUGUAAUUGGAAAUACAUACGGCUGAUAGUCAGCAGCUCUGGAGUUUGAAACCUGGCCAGGGCACUGUGGUGUUCUUCAGUUUCUUGUCAUCGGGAAAAUUCUAAAGACUUUACAAGUGACAACCAGAUUAAAAAGUGGUUAAAAUUAAUUCAUCACCACCAGGAUUUGUGAUUGUGUCAGGAGGUUCGGUAUUUGAGUCACUGUGAGGACGCCAUUUUAUAUUUCAUGAUUGACAGCUAUGCCUUAUAAUGAAGAAUAAUUUUAUCUAAAAUUUGAAGAAGUGUGUUGAAUAAAAUAGAAAUCUAAGAUAGCUGAAAGGGGACAUCGUAUAUGCUUCACACCCUUGCAUAUCUGUAUGUAUUCUAAUAAAUUUAAUUACAUGUGCUCUUAACCAAACAUCUAAUAGCUUUUAUGUUUCCUAGUAACUUAUUACAGUAUACGUUAGUACACCAUUAAUUAAUUUUUCCCACCAUUAAUCAGACCAGCUAUCAUGUCUCAGCUAAGAUUGUAUAGUGCAAACUAGCAUAUUUUAUUUUAUUUUUAUGUCAUUUCUUUCCAUAGAAGUGCUUUUUCUCUUUUUUCUACUAAAAUAAUUCAUGCUUGCAGUGCUGUCGCUGAACCAUGUGUAAAAAUGGCAUUUUUAGUCUUCUGUUUUAUUGUAUACACCAGUGCUAACAGCUAAAAAUAAUGCUUUUAAUCCCCUUUAUCUUUUGUUGCAAAGAAUUUAAUUUACUUUUUUAUAAAAUUUGACCUACAUUCAUUAAACUAUUUAUAUUCGGAAAUUUAAGUGGAACUGUUUGUAAAAUGCAAUUUCUGGUCUUAAAAGCUUAAAAAUUAAUAACUUUUGAUUUAUUUGAGUGAGUAUAGGUAACCAGUAUGUUCUGUGAUAAAUGAUGUUUUUAAAUUUUAUUUAGCAUUGUUUAAUUCAAAUGGAAAUCUUUAAACCAAUUAUUUAGUUUUUUUAUUACAUUGUUAUUACAUUGAAUUGUUACUUAUUUUAUUUCAUUUACACAAUUUUAAAGUGUGUAUGGCAUAAGAAUAUCUUAGAAAAUAUUGGAUUUAUUAUAUGGGGAAAACAAAAGUAAAAUUGAAAGAAAAUUUGUAAAUGGAUUUAAUGACUUUGGUAUUUAGGCUAUUAAUAAAUAUAUUCCACAUAUUGUUCUGGAACAUAUGCAUGUUUCAACUUUAGUUCUAAUCAGAAUUAAAAUAGUAAAAUUUUGUUCAACUUUAUUCAGAUGAUAUGAUAAAAAUUUUAUAAUACUGAAUGGUGUGGAUUUCUUUUGAAAGUUGAUUGAUUUAAUUCUACAAUAUAAAAAGAAACUAUGAAUUUUACAUUCAGUCAUUAAUUUCUGUUUAUUAAAAAGAGAUUUUUAUGUCAUAUUUAUUCACAGCAUGUUGUCUCAGUCUAAUUAUUCUUAACUAUAUUUCCAUGAACAAAUGUUUAUAGGAGUGUAAUUAUAUAUUUGUUCUUUAUUUAUUGUUUUGAUUCUUCAUUUGCUGAUAGAAACAAAUUUUAAAUAUGUGUUUCUACUUAUAGCUUUUUCCCCCCUUCAAAAUAGGGGAAGAAUAGUGAUUCAUAUUAAUAAACUUUCAUGUUGUAAAUUCAUUUGGUCAGUAAUGAUUCAUCAUGUGAAAUUUGUUAUUGUAUGUGCUCUAUAUACUUAUUUUUACUACUGUUGCAUGUGAAAGUAAUAAAGUCUUUAUCUGUUCAAAAUA